Molecule: messenger RNA, 778 nt
Organism: Coregonus clupeaformis (lake whitefish)
Lineage: Eukaryota; Metazoa; Chordata; Actinopteri; Salmoniformes; Salmonidae
Product: isotocin-neurophysin IT 1
Exons: 4
Coding region: 113-586 (157 amino acids)
Cellular component (GO): extracellular region; secretory granule
Molecular function (GO): neurohypophyseal hormone activity
Source: RefSeq, a predicted model, not a curated record
UGGCAAGGACCAUAAACAAAGACGAUCAACCAUCGACAAAUUUGCAGAUCAUCAUCACCAAAGCCUCAACUUCAACACAGUGAGUGUGUCAUUUUGUGUCUCAAACGUGGCAAUGUCUGGCGCCCCAGUGUCCGCCCUCUGUCUGCUGUUCCUGCUAUCUGUGUGCACUGCCUGCUACAUCUCCAACUGCCCCAUAGGAGGCAAGAGAUCAGCACUAGACUUCCCAUCCAGAAAGUGCAUGUCGUGUGGCCCCGGGGACAGGGGCCGCUGCUUUGGCCCCAGUAUCUGCUGUGGGGAGGGGAUGGGCUGCUACGUGGGCUCCCCAGAGGCAGCUGGUUGUGUGGAGGAGAACUACCUGCCCUCUCCCUGUGAGGCCGGAGGAAGAUUGUGUGGCUCUGAAGAGCGACGUUGUGCUGCGCCAGGGAUUUGCUGUGACGUGGAGGGUUGUAGUAUUGACCAAUCCUGUUUUGAGGACGAAGCUGCCGAAUACAUAAGCCAAUCAGAGAGCAGUAGCCAUGACAACGAUCUGCUGAUGAAGCUACUGCACAUGAUUAGCCACACCCCUCCCCACAGAGUCCACCAAUAAAACAGCCUCUAGGGGUUUUCAGGGACAGUCCUGAGUUGAAGGACAGUGUAAAGAAAUCUGUAACAUCUUUCAAUGUCAGAGGCAUACCUGCAGUAUGUACAUACAUUUUCUAUAGCAGAUAGAUAUAGACGUAAAAUCUGAGUUUUUGCUUGUAACUGCUUGUGUAAUGGCUUGUGCUCUGAGACAAAUAAA